AUGCAGCUGGGGGUAUUUAGGCCCUUCCGGCAGGUCUGCAAAGCAGCAGCAGCAGCAGCAGAAGAAGUCGCAGUCAUGGCUGACUAUACGCAACUUCCGCCGCGCACAUCUGCAGGCAAGCGCUCGGCCUGCGACCGCUGUCGGACACAGAAGCUGGGCUGCAUGCGUGUCCCUGGCCACCCGGGCGAUGCCUGCCUGCGGUGCGUGCGCUCGCAGGCCGAGUGUGUGACGAGCUCCUCCAGGCGGCCCGGCCGGCCCGUGAGAGCGGCCGCUGCGUCGUCUCCUGCUGCCCUGCCCAGUCCGGACGUGGAGGCGGAUGUGGAUGUGGAUGUGGACAACUUUCCCAUUGCCGCCCUCGACAUCCCCUACAACAUCCCCUACGACCUCCCCUACGACUCUUCCCUGGUGUUCUUGCCCGACUACCUCCCAGACGGCCUCGCCUACAGCGGCGACCGCUCACCGACCCCCAUCCUAGACCACCAUUCACCCCUCCUCGACCACCGCUCCACCCCGUCCACCCCGUCGCCGCCACACAAACACCACCAGCGUUUCUUGCGCCUGCACCAGACGCUCUCCCACGAGCUCGCCCUCGUCCAAUCCACCCAGUGCGAUCUGGCCGAGGUCUUCCGCGUCACCUGCGUCCACCCAGACAUCCCACCCCGCUCGGGCCUCAAGACGGCCCCCGAGCCACACACUGACACCACCCACCGCGCUUCUACCUCGACCUCUGCAUCGCUCUCCUCGCCUAAGUCCAACCCGCUAGCAACCGUGACCACCCACGCCGCCGAGUUCCUCUCCCUGCUCCAUACCCUGCAUCCCCUCGACACCACAGCCGCAACCACGACCACAACGCCAACAACGCCAGACCUCCUGACCGCACUCUCCUGCUACAUCCUCCUCGUCUCCAUCUACGACGCUCUCCUCGCCCAGUUCCUCGCCGCCGCCGCAACACACGCCGCCGCCCCCGACACCGCUGCCCCCGUCCUCGCCCUCGGCGGCCUCCCCGUGCCCCUCGCCCCAACCCUCCCCGCAAAUCUCCUCAUCUCGCUGCUGAACAGCCAGCUGCAGCCCAUCGAGACCUGCCUGGGGCUUCCUGAAGUGCUGAGGGUGUGCGAGGGCGGGCGGUCACCCCCGGGGGUUGGUCCAGGGCACAACGCUGGGCUCUUUGGACGGCCAGGCGGCCAGGCGCUUUGUAUGGCACUGGUGCAGGUUGAGGGGGAGCGAGCUGGAGGUCAUAUCGGGGUUGGGUCGGGGGUGAUGGGUGUGGUGGCAGCGUUGAGGGAGAAGAGAAGGCGGGCGCUGGGGCUGUGA
This is a messenger RNA of Aspergillus mulundensis, 1311 nucleotides long. Its product is annotated as Zn(II)2Cys6 transcription factor domain-containing protein. Gene Ontology annotation, molecular function: zinc ion binding; transcription cis-regulatory region binding; DNA-binding transcription factor activity, RNA polymerase II-specific. Gene Ontology annotation, biological process: regulation of DNA-templated transcription. The record is from RefSeq and is a predicted model, not a curated record. Gene Ontology annotation, cellular component: nucleus. The transcript has a single exon. Bases 1 to 1311 code for a protein of 436 amino acids. NCBI's taxonomy places the organism in Eukaryota, Fungi, Ascomycota, Eurotiomycetes, Eurotiales, Aspergillaceae.